Messenger RNA from Periconia digitata, 2496 nucleotides. Lineage: Eukaryota; Fungi; Ascomycota; Dothideomycetes; Pleosporales; Periconiaceae. The record is from the annotation of a GenBank genome assembly.
UUUUCAAUACCCAGUGUUUGUGCCGCAUGGAAAUGCGAUGAAUCAUCAUUACUUUUAGCUCUGCGUAGAACUGACAAUUACUAUCUUCCUUAUCGCGGAAAUAUCUCCCUCAAUAUGGUUUAUGCUUCUUGCUUUCAUUCCAAUACUUCUAUUCAUGUUGGUAGCGGCCUAAAGGAGAGUCAUACUGUCGUAUCUCUGUUAAAUUCGAUCCUAUUCUAUUUCGAUCAUAUGGCUUGAAAAUUUCGAUUAGUAGAAGAGUCAGUAUCGCAGCUAUCGCAAAUAUGCAGCCGCAAGCAACCCGAUCGAGUUCUCAGUAUGCGGGGUUGGCGUGUCGUAUGAUCGCUCAGAUGACAACUACCGGACUAGGCAUCGGAUUGCACCGAUUUGCGCGCGACUGCAGGCAUAAGGCCGAUAGUAACUUCUCGGCAUGAUGAUGAUUUUCACAAGCUUAGGUAGUACAACUGUGAGUGUUUCAGAGCGGCCAGAGCCUGAGGGCGAUACUCUAAAAGAGAAAGUCUGUUUCAUCAACCAGUGUGACUCUCUAUAUAUAAUUGUGGAUGGCGACAAGGCAUAUGCAAAUGUAUAUUGUAAUUUUCAAAUCCAAAGGUCAUUUAAUGACUGGAAGUAGCCAUGUCACAUUGUUCACACAUUAUUCCAGUGAAGCCCAACUUGUACACUGGGUUAUAGCUGUUUGAAGCCAAAGUGCCCAUCAAUUUUUUCGGUACAGGUGGAUUGAUCGACUCGAUGUUACAUAGGUAUUUGUUGAAUCAAAAAAAAAGUGUUCACAUGCACCACUGGAGGCCUUAAUAUGGGCCAGGCCUUGCUUAUCUAAUAAUCAAUUGAUGGGCCUUACUAGGCAACAAUAUUUGAAAGAACACUUCAUAAACGUGAAGUAUCAAACAUAUAUUGUCGCGACAUCGAAAGUUCUUCCUCCAAACCAACCAUGCGCAUCGAUGUCCUAUCCUUGUACAUCUCUCUCGUUGGUUGCUCCCACGGGAGCACACUAAGCACACUACUCUAUCUGCAACAUCGCCUCUUAUAUCUGCUGCCACAUCAGCUCUCCGUACACAUGACGUCACUGGUUGAAACGCGACUUCCAGUUUUUGUGCAUGACCUUCGCCAUUCUUGGAUAGAAGAUAAAGCAAACCUCGCUUGGCUUGAGCAGCGACCGGACCCGCUACACGAUCUUUGCGAUCCCUCGGGCGAGAUAGAGGGACAGCCACCCAGUCGGGUCAUCCCCCGUGAUCUCUUUGAUCGUCUGGAUAUCGAUAAUAACCGCUAUCAGCUCCCACGUGGAGAGUCAGUAGACCGCCAUGCAUGGAUCAACCUGCAAAACCGACUUGAGGAGAUGAAGAAAUGUCCAGCUGCACUUCAACAAGUCACUUAUCUCAACCUGGAAAUCUUUCUCAGCGCCUUUGACGAAGUAGACCCAAACGAAAACACAAUCGAGCUACUAGCAGACGUUCUGCUGUCAAUGCCGAACCUAGCAAUGUUACGCUGGAACAUUCCAACUGCUUUUAAUCCGCGUUUUGAGAAGACCUUCGCUCGCAGGGGAGUCAAGCUUAUGGGUGUCACGCAUCUCACCGUUGGAAGCAAGGGGCAUUUUAUUAUAUCUGUAUGCCCGAAUAUUGAGGAUUUGAAGAAUGAAAUUCCUGUUCACUACUGUAGCUGGAAACCCCGGCUUCGAUGGGAGGAAUCAAUAGAUGUUCUUUUACAAGUAUUUUCAGGCGCGAAGAAAUUAAGAAAUCUUUCCAUAGGGUGUAUGGACACCUGGUCACCUGAGUUUGCGCGAGAGAUCGUUGUUGCUGUUCCGAAUCUGGUCCAACUCACCAUGAUGGGGCAACUCAUUAAUACCUGGAGUGAAUCCGGUAUGGAGGCAACCGCCCUCGUUCAUUCAGUUUUAUAUGCCCUGAGGGAAGCUCAUAAUCUCACAACUCUUCACUUGCCUGAAUCAUACGACCUGGGUCUAGGAUUCGAUGGCGGUCCCUUCUGUGGUAACGCCUACAUGGGACCAUCAGGGUACUUGACCUCUCGUCAAACAAUGCGAGGACACAUCACGGCGGUAGACCAGGGUAUUUUACUGGCAUGGACAGCAUUACCUCACCUUAAGAAUAUCACCAUCGCUGGCACCCCACCUGUGAGCGUUCAACGGGAUGAAAAAGGGCAGGUUAUGAAGGUCACCCACGAGUGGACUGGUCGAGUGGAACAAUAUCUGGAGGAGGAAUACCCAGCACCCAAGAAAGGUGAUAUUGUAGACGGAGAGCUUGUAACAUGAUCAACACAACGGUGUUACAAAAAUAGUAGAAGGGCAGUUCCAGGCCACGAACGCCGAUGUUUGCAUUCAAACUGCACCCAGCGCAGAGCAUAUCUGGCACCCGUCUUCAACUGCGUCUUGUCAACCAAUAAUUGAUCCGUUGGAAGCGUAAUUCUAAUUAGCAGAAAUAUUAUUAGAUGCGUUCUCGUGAGCUUCCUUCGAAUCAUGGCCCUCCCAACGCU